UAAUGGAGAAAGCUCCAAGAGGAUACAUGAGGACUUUUAGUAUGUUAUCAAGGUUGCUGAAGAGAGUGCAUACGCUAAUGUUUGGCUUUUUACUAAUUUUUUCAGACCUAUUUUCUAUUUUGAUUGUACUAUUUGGUGUCAUCUCCGUGAAAUUCGAGUACCUGCUUGAGCUGCGUAGUUGAAUAAUUAUUGCAGGAAUGCAGUUUCGUUUUCACGAAACAAAAGGUUGCUUUUGAAGCAGGAAAGUGAGCCACGCUUGUCCAUUUUGAAACGUUUUCUCGAGCAAAUCCAGCUUAAAAGUUAAGCAGAAUUUGUCAAGAUGGUGAUGUCUAGAAGUACAGCAGUUGGGUCGAUAGUAACAGGCUCUAUCAUGCUCGGUUUUGCAAUUCUUGCCGUGAUAUGUGGCGCAAUUUCAGCCAGUAAGCUGUCUGGUGAGGUUGCAGCCUCGGCUGGUCUGUGGUCGCUCUAUGUAAGUAUUAAGCCUUGUUCAUGUCCAAGUCUUACGCCUAAAACUUACGUAGCCCAUGUUGUUUAGAGCUUGAGUUUCGUUUGGUCGCAAUUUUCGAAGGCUUGAUUGUCAGACCUUGUCAUUGACAUUCUUCGAAAGUCUGGUUGCCCGUGAAGUGUUAAAUUAAGCAAAUACGUUUUCUCAACUUGUAUAGCAAUGUAGGAAUCUAUCGUUUAUAGUCCUAUUUUGGCUACAAUCAUCGUGUGCUCGCGACCACCACGACUAAAUCCAAACGAAAGGCGUUAUAAAGCUCAGUAAAUUCUGCUUCUCUUUUGCUAUUUUAAUGGCGACUGUUUGCCAAUGCCCAAUGGCGAUGUAACUAUAAUUGUGAGUAUAUAAUCAUUAUAAGUUAAUUUACAGUUAAAUAUUUGAAAAAAAUGUUAUCACAUCGCUUAGAUUUUUCACGUCAGUUUCAAAAAAGUAUUCCAGAAAUGGCGAAUUUGGCCUUCGUGAGAAAGGCUAAUUGUUUUAGGCUAAAUGAUCGACCAUAACGAACAACAUAGAAUAUGUACUCAGACAUUGACAAUUAUAUAAGCUCCCUUCCGGUUAGUUUGCUACAGUGGAAAUUUUUACAUUUGCUUUUUGAGACGAACUUGAAUUUCCCGGCGGUUAUUUCAUCUCGAUUCCUACCAGGAAUCUGGUUAUAUUUGACUAGGAUAUCCCUGUUGAAAUAACCAUACUAUGCUAGGUGGAUAAAUAACCAGGAUUCCCUAGUCAUUUAUCCACUGGGAAAUUUAAUCAGGAAUAUAAGUUAGCCAAUAGACCUUUCCUCUUAUGAGUGAAAUAUUGAUCUAGACAAGCCUGGACAAACAUUUCAUCACAGCUUGAAAGAGCAUCACAAAAUUAGUAAUAUUCGGAAGUUUCGUUGGGAAAUGUUGUGAAAUGCGGAUAAUCUAGCCUUGCGAAGUUUGCCGUUUUUCAGUCAUUUUUGUAUUACAAAUGCAUUGGAAAUUGAUAAUCAGUUUGAUCAUCUGAUUAUCAUGCAAUUUCCCGUUUGUAAUACAAAAUGACUGAAAAACGGCAAACUUUGCAAGGCUAUAUUAUCCGCAUUUCACAACAUUUCCCAACGAAACUUCCGAAUAUUACUAAUUUUGUGAUGCUCUUUCAAGCUGUGAUGAAAUGUUUGUCCAGGCUUGUCUGGAUCAAUAUUUCACUCAUAAGAGGAAAGGUCUAUUGGCUAACUUAUAUUCCUGAUUAAAUUUCCCAGUGGAUAAAUGACUAGGGAUGAAAUUUUGUCCAGGCGUAUCUAGAUCCUGUCCAGGCGUAUCUAGAUCAUGAUGCAAAUUUCACUCAUAAAGGGAAAGGUCUAUUAGGGCCAGGAUCAUAGGUUGUAUCCGCUGUUUUUAGUACGGUGUAUCAUGAUUUCUUUUCAUUCUAGUUUGCUGUGCCCGGAAUACUCUGUAUUGUGGCAGGUGCAACCAAAAGUGGCAUUGUGGUAAGGGAUAGUUGUCUUAGAUUCAAAAACUGAUUGACGGUCU
This is a messenger RNA of Paramuricea clavata, 1986 nucleotides long. The record is from the annotation of a GenBank genome assembly. Lineage: Eukaryota; Metazoa; Cnidaria; Anthozoa; Malacalcyonacea; Plexauridae.